Molecule: messenger RNA, 354 nt
Organism: Akanthomyces muscarius
Lineage: Eukaryota; Fungi; Ascomycota; Sordariomycetes; Hypocreales; Cordycipitaceae
Exons: 1
Coding region: 1-354 (117 amino acids)
Source: RefSeq, a predicted model, not a curated record
AUGCCCAAUUCCGAAGAAUACAGCCACGGUCCUUUUAUUUCCAAUCUUCUCACUGGGAUAUUUGGCAUAUCUGACGACGGCUUGACCGUCCACCGAGAUGGUGUCGCCACCAACAACCAUGUGUACAUGAUACACCUUGCCGAGCCUACCAAGAGUGAGCCACGUCCGAAAGAUGCGUCGCUCAAGCCAUUCACGUGCCCCAUUCCGAAAGGCACCUCGCGUUUGGUGGUGCGCAUCUUGUCGCUCAUAUCGACCCUUUGCUCUUCCCUCGAAUAUUCAGCUGGGAUGACACGGCCAUCUCCGGGCUCGGUUCCUCAAGCUCCGCAUCUCCUAGUUACAUCCUGGAGGAGUUGA